Molecule: messenger RNA, 1244 nt
Organism: Hylaeus volcanicus
Lineage: Eukaryota; Metazoa; Arthropoda; Insecta; Hymenoptera; Colletidae
Product: decapping and exoribonuclease protein-like
Exons: 4
Coding region: 1-861 (286 amino acids)
Biological process (GO): NAD-cap decapping; nuclear-transcribed mRNA catabolic process
Cellular component (GO): nucleus; cytosol
Molecular function (GO): mRNA 5'-diphosphatase activity
Source: RefSeq, a predicted model, not a curated record
AUGUACAAAAUGUUAAAAAUCGGCCGUUUAAACGGACCAGCCGAACACUUCACCAAACCACAGAUUGUUGGUCAUUAUAGUAUUAACGAUGCAAGAGAAUAUUGUAAUGAUUUAUCACAACUGAAGUAUUACAAAAAACCGUUGAAUCCUGAUAAUGUUAAUUUUAAUCUUGAUGAUAAUGAAGAUACGAUAGUUACACCAGAAGACGAAAAUACUAAGUUAGAUGAUUUAUUACGAUGGAUGUCGGAAAAUUUCGAUCAACUUAAAAGACAAAAUUUCGACAAUGAAAAUGAUCGGUGGUUGGAACCAGAAAUUGUUUGUUGUCGCGGUUUGUUAAAAGCUGUGAUGGCUACACCAUACAAGAAAAAAGAUGGGUGGAUUAUAUGUGCUUCAAAAUUUAAAGGGACAAUAUAUUUAUGCGCCUUUGAUACCAUUGAAAAAAAGCAGUAUAAGUUAAGACUAUCUGGUUUUCAGAAAAAAUGUACAUUAUGGGGACGCAAAUUUGAACACUAUAUGUUAUCAGAUACACCUUCCACAAAUCCAGAUUUAUCUGUUCCUUUUAAUCAAAAUGAAAUAUUUUGUUGUGUAUUCAAGUCCAAGCUUAGGGAAACAGUUUUACUUUAUGCGGGUGAAAUAGAUGGUAUUCGUUCCCAACAGCAAAUACAAGACACAUUAGUAGGAAAAGAUGUUGAAUUAAUAGAAUUAAAAACUGUAAGUUUUAAAGCUUUUAACAGCUAUGGUUGCAUCAAAGCAUAUAAGACUCUAGGAUGGUGGUGUCAGAGCUACUUAGCGGACAUACAAAACAUUGUAUGUGGUCUUAGAAAUGAUAAAUGGUAUUGUUACCAAGAUAAAGGAAUAUAAGCUCAAGCAAUUAGUAUCUGAAGGAAAAUUUUCAUGGAAUGAUGGAGUAUGCAGAAAUUUUUGAGAUAAGUUUCUACAGCAAGUAAAAACGAUUGUUACUAAGGACUGCAAAGAAUGUCUCUAUAAAUUUACAUAUGAACCAGGAAGUGACAGCAUUAUAGUUGACGAAAUAAAACCUAAUCCUAACUUGGAAUACACAUUUUUAUAUUCGUGGUAUAUUGCUAAAGCGAAACAACAUUUCGAAAAACGUUAAGAUACUUUUCCAUUAUUUAUAUUCAAUGUAACUGUAAACAUAAAAACUGUAAAUGUAUGAAUAAUUUUAAUGUAUAUGUUAGAAGCAAAAUCACGAGAAUUCAGGAAAUAAAUAUAAAGAUGCAUAUGUA